AAUCAUAGAGCGGAACGGACGGAGUGGGUGCAAAUCGGAUUAGACGGCCACGUCCCCCCCGAGCCUCACCAAUCGCCGGCCCUCCGCAGGCAGGGAAGGGCGGUUGGGCGGCCGGCCGGCCGGAGAUCUGAUUGCUCUUAUCUUCUCCCCUCCCGUUCAUCCAAUCUGCUGUCACCAUAUCUGAUCUCCCUCUCCCCCUGAUUGCCCGCGGUGGCCAUUGCCUCGCUCGCGUCUCCUUCGCCGCGCUUCUAGGAAGAUUCGGCGGCGUGCCCAUUUGUCGGUCGUAGCCUUAACCAGUUCUUCCCCAACUCCGAGCUCCUUCCUUGCUUGGGAGCAGCUGCACACACAUCCGCCCAGGAUAUUAGUUAGCGUGGAGGAUGGCGUCCAGGGACUUCCUCCGCGUCUUCGGCGCCGGUGAGGGGGCGGGCCCGCCGGGGGACGCCGGCGCCGGCCAGCCCGACGACGACGAGCUCAGCCUCGGCCUCUCCCUGGGCGGCCGCUUCGGCACCGACGCCAAGCGCCCGCGCCUGGCGCGCUCCUCCUCCAUCGCCUCCGUCUGCUCCGUCUCCUCUCUCCACGCCGACCCGUCCCCCGCCGCGCCGCUGCCGCUGCUGCGCACCACCUCGCUGCCCACCGAGACCGAGGAGGAGCGCUGGCGCCGACGCGAGAUGCAGAGCCGCCGCCGCCUCGAGGCGCGCCGGAAGCGCGUCGAGCGACGCAACUCCAUGGGCUCCGUCUCCGUGGCACCCGCCGACGCCGUCAGCGGGAGGAGGUCCAACGCCUCGCAGGGGAGCAACUCUGCAAGCACCACGGAGCAAGGUAUUGGUGGAAGCAUGUUUAACCAAUCCGCAGACGCGAAGAGUCCAUCUACCUCUGAUAAUAGAAAUCAAAACGACAUGCUUCCUCCGACCAAAGCGGCCGAGAAGCCACUAAACGGUACUGCGACAGAGCAGCAGCCUCGCCUACGGACGCUUGGGUCCCUCACGACACGGACGGGCAGCACCAGUGACAUCAGAAAGCUCAUGAUGGAGGACAUGCCAAUGGUCUCAUCCAAGGUAGAAGGGCCCAACGCCAGGAGGAUCGACGGCUUCCUGUACAGGUACAAGAAAGGCGAGGAUGUGAGGAUAGUGUGCGUCUGCCAUGGUAGCUUCCUCACUCCCGCGGAGUUUGUUAAGCACGCGGGGGGCGGUGAUGUGCCGAAUCCGCUUCGGCAUAUUGUCGUCAACCCUGCGCCCUUCUCGUGAAGAGAGAGGGUUACGCUGGUGCUGCUAUCUGCUGUGCUGUAACAUGUAGGCUCCUUUGUUUCUGGGAGUUCAACGGAAGGUCUCUGUAUUUUUACAUAAAUCGAGUGUGACAGCAAAUUCAAGAGAAAAAAAAUCAUCUGCAAAUGUUA
Messenger RNA from Zea mays, 1393 nucleotides. Its product is annotated as RNA-binding protein. Gene Ontology annotation, cellular component: nucleus. The record is from RefSeq and is marked validated. Gene Ontology annotation, biological process: signal transduction; negative regulation of DNA-templated transcription. NCBI's taxonomy places the organism in Eukaryota, Viridiplantae, Streptophyta, Magnoliopsida, Poales, Poaceae.